GGGCCAGGAACCCCGCCCCCACCUAGUUCCUCAUAUCUACGGGAAGUGUCCCUGAGGCCUCUCAUUUGUGCUGUCAGAGUCCUGAGAACCCCCUGGAGAGUGGCAAGUCUGCCAAUAGAGCUGAGCUGUGUGCAGACAUGGGAGCCAAGGAUACAAUCCAGGAAGGCUUCCUGGUGAGGAGGCUCCAGAGCUGAGUGUGGAGGAAUUAGGACCUUUCGGGCUGCCCUGGCCCAGGGCUGACUCCCUCAUGCAAAUCAGCAUGCAAAGGAGCUCAUGGCCCUGGAGCUAUCCCACUCCUCCAGGAAAGGGCCACACCCACACAGGUCAGCAGGCCCUGUGGGUGACCAGGGUGAGUCACCAAACCUCUCUGUGUGUCACUACUAUCCCUUCACAUCCUCCAUUCCUCCCCUACUGAAAUCUCCCCCGUCUUUGAAUUCGCCAAGUCCUUUCCUAUCCCCGGGCCUUAUACACACUCCAUUCCCUUUGCCUGGGAGGGCUUUGUUCCUCUUCCACCCGGCAGCCUCCUACUCAUCCUUCAAGGUCCAGCUCAAGAGCCUCUCUGACCCCACCAGACAGAGGCAGCCACAUCCUCCACAGGCCCCAUUGGCUCCAGCAAGUGACCUGGCUUCUGCCUCAGGCCACCAUGGGGCGCUGUUCCGAGUAGCUGCUGCCUCUGGGAGGACCUCCUUGCAGCCCAGCCGGUCUGGACAGAGCCCUGCCGGCUGGGCCUCUGCUGGCAGGAACCAUGGCAGAGGCUGGGGAUGGUGGACUAUCAGUGGCUGAGUGGCUGCGGGCGCUGCACCUAGAGCAGUACAGUGGGCUGUUCGAACAGCAUGGACUGGUGUGGGCUGCUGAUUGCCAUGGCCUCAGCGAUGCCCGCCUGCUGGACAUGGGCAUGCAGCUCCCCGGCCAUCGCCGCCGCAUCCUGGCUGGCCUGCUCCGCGCUCACACACCCCCAGUCCCUGCGCCUCGCCCCACCCCACGGCCUGUGCCCAUGAAACGCCACAUCUUCCGUCCACCACCUGAGGCCACCGUUCCACCUGAACCAUUGCCCUCUGCUGGAGAGGACGAGGGGCUGGCCGCCGCACCCCCUAUCCCGCCCCGGAGGAGCUGCCUUCCACCUGCCUGCUUCUCCACACCACCCACAGCUGCCCCAGACCCUGUUCUGCCCCCACUGCCCACCAAGCGGCAUUUGGCAGAGCCGAGCGUGCCGCCUGUGCCUCCUCGCACGGGGCCCCCCCGCCUGCUGACGAGCCUUCCUUCCAAGGAGGAAGAGUUACUGCCGCCAUCACUGUCAUCUCCUCCCCAGCCAGAGCCUGAGGAGCCUCCGUCCACUCUCCCCCGGGGGCCUCCCCAGCCCCCGUCUCCACCGCCCAGUCCUCCUGAGAUCCCCCCAAAGCCUCCACGACUGCCCCCAGAGUUUGAUGACUCUGACUACGAUGAGGUCCCAGAGCAGGGGCCAGGGGCCCCAGCCAGCGUGAUGACCAAGAAGGAGGAGCCCCCACUGAGCCAAGUCCCGCGGGCCGUGCGUGUGGCCAGUCUGCUGAGCGAGGGAGAGGAACUGUCGGGGGACGACCAAGGGGAUGAGGAUGAGGAUGACCACGCCUACGAGGGUGUCCCCAACAGUGGAUGGCACACUAAGAGCCUGAGCUUGCCCUUGGCCAGUGGCCCCCUGAUCCCUGAGCUCCCACCACACCCCAUGGACGGGCUACCUGGGGGUCCCGCCCCUGUCACACCGGUCAUCAAGGCCGGCUGGCUGGACAAGAACCCACCACAGGGAUCUUAUAUCUAUCAGAAGCGAUGGGUGAGACUGGAUGCUGAGCACCUGCGAUACUUCGAUAGUAACAAGGACGCCUACUCCAAGCGCUUCAUCCCUGUAGCCUGCAUCUCCCGCGUGGCUGCCAUUGGGGAUCAGAAGUUUGAAGUGAUCACGAACAACCGGACUUUUGCCUUCCGGGCAGAGAGUGAUGGCGAGCGGAAGGAGUGGAUGCAGGUGCUACAGCAGGCUGUGGCUGACCAGCGUGCCCGGGCCCGGCUGUCUAGUGCCAAUCUGUUGGGAGUUCGAGGCCCAGAGCUGCCUGACCGUGCUGGCAGCCUAGAGCUACGUGGCUUCAAGAAUAAGCUGUAUGUGGCCGUGGUCGGCGACAAAGUGCUGCUUUACAAGAAUCUGGAGGAAUACCACCUGGGCAUUGGCAUCACCUUCAUUGACAUGAGCGUGGGCAACGUGAAGGAAGUGGACCGGCGCAGCUUCGACCUCACCACACCCUACCGCAUCUUCAGCUUCUCGGCCGAAUCAGAACUAGAGAAGGAGCAGUGGCUGGAGGCCAUGCAGGGAGCCAUUGCCGAGGCCCUGUCCACCUCGGAGGUGGCCGAGCGCAUCUGGGCCGUGGCUGCCAACAGGUUCUGUGCUGACUGUGGGGCUGCCCAGCCUGACUGGGCCUCCAUCAACCUCUGCGUCGUCAUCUGCAAGCGCUGCGCAGGGGAGCACCGUGGCCUGGGCGCUGGCGUCUCCAAGGUACGAAGCCUGAAGAUGGACAGGAAGGUGUGGACGGAAACACUCAUCGAGCUCUUCUUACAGCUGGGCAAUGGUGCUGGGAACCACUUCUGGGCAGCUAAUGUGCCCCCCAGUGAGGCCCUGAAGCCCAGCAGCAGCCCUGGUGCCCGGCGGCGCCACCUGGAGGCCAAGUAUCGUGAGGGCAAGUACCGCUGCUACCACCCACUCUUUGGCAACCAGGAGGAGCUGGACAAGGCCCUGUGUGCUGCAGUCACCACCACAGACCUGGCUGAGACCCAGGCACUCCUGGGCUGUGGGGCAGGGGUCAGCUGCUUCUCAGGGGACCCUGAGGCCCCCACACCUCUGGCUCUCGCCGAGCAGGCGGGGCAGACACUGCAGAUGGAAUUCCUUCGGAAUAACCAGACCACAGAAUUACCUCGACUGGAUUCAAUGAAGCCCCUGGAAAAGCACUACUCAGUUGUCCUGCCCACUGUGAGCCACAGCGGCUUCCUCUACAAGACCGCUUCCGCUGGCAAGCCGCUGCAGGAUCGCCGUGCCCGGGAAGAGUUCAGCCGACGCUGGUGUGUCCUUAGUGAUGGGAUCCUGAGCUACUACGAGAAUGAGCGGGCAGUGACACCCAAUGGAGAGAUUCGCGCCAGCGAGAUCGUGUGCCUGGCAGUACCCCCUCCUGAUACCCACGGCUUUGAACACACCUUUGAGGUGUACACAGAGGGAGAGCGGCUGUACCUAUUUGGGCUGGAGAGUGCGGAGCUGGCUCGUGAGUGGGUCAAGUGCAUUGCCAAGGCAUUUGUGCCUCCCCUGGCUGAGGAACUGCUGGCCCGGGAUUUUGACCGGCUUGGGCGCCUACCCUACAAAGCGGGCCUGAGCCUGCAACGGACCCAGGAGGGCUGGUUCUCCCUCACCGGCUCAGAACUCCACGCCAUCUUCCCAGAGGGGCCUUGUGAGGAGCCGCUCCAGCUACGGAAACUGCAGGAGCUUUCCGUCCAAGGGGACAGUGAGAACCAGGUGCUGGUGCUGGUAGAGCGAAGGAGGACACUGUACAUCCAGGGGGAAAGGCGGCUGGACUUCACGGGCUGGCUGGGGGCCAUCCAGAAAGCAGCGGCAAGCUCAGGGGACACGUUGUCGGAGCAACAGCUUGGGGACUCGAACAUUCCGGUGAUUGUGUACCGCUGUGUGGACUACAUCACGCAGUGCGGCCUGACUUCUGAGGGCAUCUACCGCAAGUGUGGGCAGACUUCGAAGACCCAGCGACUUCUGGAGAGCUUGCGGCAGGACGCGAGGUCUGUGCGUCUCAAGGAGGGCGAGCAGCACGUGGACGACGUCUCCUCGGCGCUCAAGCGCUUCCUGCGGGACCUGCCGGAUGGGCUCUUUACUCGUGCCCAGCGCGUAGCCUGGCUGGAGGCUUCAGAGAUCGAGGAUGAGGAGGAGAAGGUCUCUAAGUAUCAAGAACUUCAGGCACGUCUACCCCCAGUCAACCGUGCUACGGUGAAGGCCCUUAUCAGCCACCUGUACUGUGUCCAGUGCUUCUCAGACACGAACCAGAUGAACACGCACAACCUGGCUAUUGUGUUUGGGCCCACGCUCUUCCAGACAGAUGGGCAGGACUACAAGGCUGGCCGUGUGGUGGAAGACCUCAUCAGCCACUAUGUGGUGGUGUUCCGUGUGGAUGAGGAGGAGCUGAGGAAGCAGUGGGAGGAAAUCACUGCCAUUGUGAAGAUGCGUGUGGCUGGCACUGCCAGUGGAACCCAGCAUGCUGGUGACUUCAUCUGCACCGUGUACCUGGAGGAGAAAGCGGCAGAGACAGAGCAACAUAUCAAGGUUCCAGCAUCCAUGACAGCUGAGGAACUCACCAUGGAGAUUCUAGAUCGCAGGAAUGUGGGGAUCAGGGAGAAGGACUAUUGGACCUGCUUUGAGGUCAACGAGAGGGAGGAGGCAGAGCGCCCCCUGCACUUCGCAGAGAAGGUGCUGCCGAUCCUGCACGGGCUAGGCACAGACAGCUACCUGGUGGUGAAGAAGCACCAGUCCAUGGAGGCCAUGAUGCUGUACCUGGCCAGCCGUGUAGGUGACACAAAGCAUGGCAUGAUGAAGUUCCGCGAGGACCGCAGCCUCCUGGGCCUGGGCCUGCCGUCUGGUGGCUUCCAUGACCGCUACUUCAUUCUCAACAGAAGCUGCCUGCGGCUCUACAAGGAGGUCCGGAGCCAGAGGCCGUGGAGUGGGGCCCCUGAGACCAGUCACCGGCCUGAGAAGGAGUGGCCCAUCAAGAGCCUCAAAGUCUACCUGGGAGUGAAGAAGAAACUCCGACCACCCACCUGCUGGGGCUUCACAGUGGUGCAUGAAACGGAGAAACACGAGAAACAGCAGUGGUACCUGUGCUGUGACACGCAAAUGGAGCUCCGGGAGUGGUUCGCCACCUUCCUCUUUGUGCAGCAUGAUGGCCUGGUGUGGCCCUCGGAGCCCUCACGCGUGUCUCGGGUGGCUCCUGAAGUCCGACUGGGCAGCGUAUCACUGAUCCCCCUGCGUGGCAAUGAGAACGAGAUGCGCCGGAGUGUGGCCGCCUUUGCUGCGGACCCCCUGUCUGUGACUCCUCCGCAAUGUCUGAGCACCAGAGCCGACCCCUGCUGCUGGGACUCUGUCGCUGUGAAGCCAACCUUCCUGUCCAGACAGCCCUCAAACCCUGUGUACCUGGUGUGAGCCAGCAGGGGGCACAUGAGGAAGCCACACCCCACAUCCCAGCCCUGAGUGCAGCAUAGGGUUCCCUGGCUGGGGUGGGGGGCAGCAGUGUUUUCCUGGGGAGGAACCUUGCCUGCCCUGUCCAAGGGCUUGCCCCUUGUGGCCUCACCUAUCCACCUCCAGGGUCACCCACCUUGAGUUUGUGGGGUUGGAGAGCUGGAUGUAAAUCAGGAACUCUGGAGGGCCACCAUCCUUUCAGAGGCUGGAGGCCCUGGGCCCCCGCUGGAAGGGAGCCCACUCCCUGCCAUGAACUCCAGGACAGCAAGCAGUAGGUCGUCUGAAGGAGCACUCAGUUGGGUGGGGAGGGAACUCUUAAGUGAGCUUUUAUAGGGCCAAGAACUGGACUUUGGGGCCUUCAGCCCCCCUUCCUGCUGGGCUGACUGGGAGACCCCAGGCUGCCCAAUGCCCCUUCCCCACUUUGGGGGCUUUUUGAUAAUAUAAAUAUAUCUGUAUA
Loxodonta africana (African savanna elephant) is the source of this 5699-nucleotide messenger RNA. RefSeq names its product ArfGAP with RhoGAP domain, ankyrin repeat and PH domain 1 (gene ARAP1). Gene Ontology annotation, cellular component: plasma membrane; cytoplasm; trans-Golgi network. The transcript is spliced from 36 exons. Gene Ontology annotation, molecular function: protein binding; GTPase activator activity; phosphatidylinositol-3,4,5-trisphosphate binding. Gene Ontology annotation, biological process: regulation of cell shape; signal transduction; positive regulation of GTPase activity. The coding region runs from base 746 to 5206 and encodes 1486 amino acids. The record is from RefSeq and is a predicted model, not a curated record. Lineage: Eukaryota; Metazoa; Chordata; Mammalia; Proboscidea; Elephantidae.